AUGAGAAAUAAAAUUAAUGAAGUUGAUCGCUACUUUUAUUUUCUACCACAACUUCCGGAUCUGAAGGCUAUCAGUGAAUUAGAACAGAGAGGAUUAGGAACAUUGGAAUCUCGUACUGUAACAAUAUGUAGUGGCUUAGAUUUAGUUAAUAUUACCUAUACACCUAUGAUUGCUCGAGAUGCUGAUACAGCAAAGGUAUGGGUGGAAGGAUUAAGAAGUAUAACAUUGAACAUCAAAGCCAAUAAUGUUUGUCCAAUGACUCAACUUAAAAAACAGAACUUACCAGAUUCUCAGACGAAUAACAAUAAUGUCUUUAGAGUGGCAUUGAACCAAAAUCAAGAUCCGGUAAUCUGUAAAGUUCAAGAAAGAUUAAACAACGAUAAUUAUCCUAACCAACCUUUAACAAUUAAUCCAUCCACAAAGGAUUAUAAUGAAUUAUAUAGAAACUAUAAAAAUAUGUGUGAAUUAUUUGGAAAUCCACCUCAGUUUGAAUAUGUAGAUUUUGCACUUAAUCACCCAAUCUUCUGUUUUGAUCUAUCUGCUCACCAAGAAGAUCUUUUCAAAACAGGUGUAAAUAUAAGCAUCCAUAUAAAAAAAAAAACAAGGAGAUAG
Messenger RNA from Lottia gigantea (owl limpet), 612 nucleotides. RefSeq lists its product as hypothetical. The record is from RefSeq and is a predicted model, not a curated record. NCBI's taxonomy places the organism in Eukaryota, Metazoa, Mollusca, Gastropoda, Lottiidae. The coding region runs from base 1 to 612 and encodes 203 amino acids. The transcript is spliced from 4 exons.